Messenger RNA from Rattus norvegicus (Norway rat), 2112 nucleotides. Lineage: Eukaryota; Metazoa; Chordata; Mammalia; Rodentia; Muridae. The record is from RefSeq and is a predicted model, not a curated record.
AGUUAAAGUUUAUAAAAAUCCCCACAAAAGUAGUUCUAUAUGAAGAAAUAAGAGUUGAAAGGUCUAGACGUGAGGUUUGAAGGAACACUGAGAUGGAUUGUUGAGAGUAAGAAGUAUCAUAGAAAGGACUGUAAAUAUGAAUAGGUAUCAGCAUAAUGGGGGUUCUGAAGAGAGAGAAAACAUAAUGUGUACUCUAUAAAAGAAUCAGCCUCAUGGGGCAGGAAUGGGUGUCUCUUACAGAUCUCUGAGGAAGUGUGGGACUUCACAGUACCAGCCUGCAGCCAGGCUCUCUGGCUCCCUAGCAAGAGGCAGAAAACCAGAGCAUGUGCAUGGCCAUUACCAACUCUUGAAAGCUCAGUUUCCUGGGUGAGAACGUGAUCUUGCUGUGGAGCCCUGGGUGAUCUGGAACUCUCCAUUAGUAGGCUGGUCUCAGACUUACUGUUAUGUGGCUGCCUCUGCAUCCUCCAUGUCGGGGGUAAAGGCAUACAUCACCAUUACUAGCUAAAGAUUGUGACAGUAUGAAGCCACUGGAGGGUGUGAGAAUUCUGGAUCUAACAAGAGUUCUGGCUGGACCUUUUGCCACGAUGAAUUUAGGAGAUCUGGGAGCAGAAGUUAUAAAAGUGGAGAGACCAGGAGCUGGUGAUGACACACGAUCUUGGGGACCUCCUUUUGUGAACACAGAAAGUACAUAUUUUCUUAGUGUUAAUCGAAAUAAAAAAAGUAUAGCUGUUAAUAUCAAGGAUCCAAGAGGAGUGAGAAUCGUCAAAGAGCUUGCAGCCAUUUGUGAUGUGUUUGUGGAAAACUAUGUCCCUGGGAAGCUUUCUGAGAUGGGCCUAGGAUAUGCAGAUAUAGAUAAGAUUGCGCCUCACAUCGUCUACUGCUCCAUCACAGGAUAUGGCCAGACAGGGCCCAUGUCUCACAGAGCAGGCUAUGAUGCUAUUGCCUCUGCUAUGUCUGGUCUAAUGCACAUCACAGGACCUGAGGAUGGAGAUCCUGUUCGCCCAGGAGUGGCCAUGACUGAUCUUGCCACUGGCCUUUUUGCCUAUGGGGCGAUUAUGGCUGGCCUCAUACAACGUUACAGAACUGGAAAAGGAUUGUUUAUCGAUUGUAAUCUACUGUCAUCCCAGGUGGCAUGUUUGACCCAAGUAGCUGCCAAUUAUCUUAUUGGACAAAAGGAAGCCAAACGCUGGGGCACAGCUCAUGGCAGUAUUGUUCCGUAUCAGGCCUUUAAGACCAAGGACGGCUAUCUUGUCAUUGGAGCAGGAAAUAACCAGCAGUUUGCUGUUUUAUGCAAGAUCUUGAAUUUGCCUGAAUUGAUUGAUGACAGCAAGUAUAGAACGAACCACCUUCGGGUACAGAAUAGAAAAGAGCUUGUGAAAAUCCUAUCGGCACGGUUUGCAGAAGAAGUGACUGCCAAGUGGCUUUGUCUCUUUGAAGGAAGUGGGAUCCCAUAUGGCCCAAUCAACAGUCUGAAGGAUGUGUUUUCCGAAGCCCAGGUAUUGCACAAUGGCCUCGUUAUGGAGAUGAAUCAUCCCACUGUGGGGAAGAUUUCGGUCCCAGGUCCAGCUGUGAGAUACAGCAAGUUCAAGAUGUCAGAGGCAAAGCCACCCCCCCUGCUGGGACAACACACAAGGCACAUCCUGAAGGAGGUCCUUAGAUAUGAUGAGGGGGUCAUUGGAGAGCUACUCUGCUCUGGUGUAAUAGAGCAACAUGAAACCGAGUGACAGAGAAGAAUGCGUCAGAAAACUUCACUUGGCCAGCCCAGACAGUGAGUGCUCUGUGCGUGCCUUUCCCCAGUCUUGAUCCCACUACAAAGCAUGGUGAGGAGAACUGAAGAUUACUUGCCUGGCAUCUCUGGGGUAACUUUAGAAUUAAAGUCUAAUGCCCAUUUAGAAACUUACUGUUUUGAAUUCCCCCCGCCCCAGAAUAUAAUUUGUUUAUUUGUGGACUUUGAUUAAUUCUAAUUUUUUCAUCCAAAAGAAGUGAUAACUGUUUGGUGAUGGUAUGUUGUUCUGAUUUAAUUCCUCCACAAUGUAUACAUGUAUGGAAACAUCAAAUUAUAAAUUGUAGUUUUGAUUAGUCAGUUGAAAAAUAAAACAAAACAUAAAAAUA